GGCCGCGGGAAAAUUCAUCGCGAUUUGGCGGCACGGAAUAUUUUGAUCGAUGGUGAUCGAUUUGUUGUCAAGAUAGCCGACUUUGGCCUGGCCCGAGAUCUGGGUGGGGAAUAUUAUCAAGAAUUAGAUUCGGACUUGCCGAUACUUCACAGCCCACCCGAGGUGUUGGAAGAUAGGAAAUGGACAGCCAAGUCAGAUGCGUGGUCAUUCGCCGUCGUCAUUUUCGAGGUGUACACCCGAGGGCAGCGGCCAUAUGGUGAUCAAGUGGACAAAGCUGUCCAAAAGUCGCCGCGCAGAUUAUUGCAUUGGUUGCGGGACGAGAAUAGAUUGAAGAAAGCGGAAAAGUGUCCGGAUGCUGUUUAUCAACAGGUCACGAUGCCGUGUUUCCAGUUCGAAUGGCGCAGGCGUCCGGAUUUUACUACUAUCCUCGAAGCCCUAGAGCGUAUCCGUGAAGUGAAUGGCUAUACAUACGAUCCGGUUGAAGGCGCAUCGCUGGACGAGGUGGAUAUGGACUUAUCCCCGCGGACCCCAAAUCAGCAAUCACUGCCAAUCAACGAGCUAUUCAACUACCACGGCACGUCUUCAUCUCUCAGCGGUUUCUAUCGACCUUCAUCACCCAAU
Messenger RNA from Mesorhabditis spiculigera, 621 nucleotides. The record is from the annotation of a GenBank genome assembly. Lineage: Eukaryota; Metazoa; Nematoda; Chromadorea; Rhabditida; Rhabditidae.